This is a messenger RNA of Alosa sapidissima (American shad), 5625 nucleotides long. RefSeq names its product immunoglobulin-like and fibronectin type III domain-containing protein 1. Gene Ontology annotation, molecular function: protein binding. The record is from RefSeq and is a predicted model, not a curated record. Bases 203 to 4729 code for a protein of 1508 amino acids. The transcript is spliced from 27 exons. Lineage: Eukaryota; Metazoa; Chordata; Actinopteri; Clupeiformes; Clupeidae.
GGUCGGCAGUACAACCAAAAAUACUCUCUCCAUCUCUCUCUCUCACUCUCUAUCUCUCUCCUAUACGGAUUUAUUGUCUGACUGAACAGAAAAGGGUAGACACUGAAGUGGGCAUCAGGCAACGUUGGAUUUGUUGGUGAUAAAGAGUACACAGCAGAACAGGACUUUCUGGCAUUUGGAUCCGAUAUUGUAAAGUGCCAAGAUGAUCAAGAAAUCAAAGGUUACAGACCAAACAGCUGUGGGACAGGGAACUGAACCCCCUCAAGAAGAGAAACCUAACAAGAAAAGAGUGGGCAUCAAGAAGCGAUCCAAAGUCCCAGGUGUCAUGGUCACACAGUGGGUGGAGGAAAUCCCUGAGGGGAUGACAACACCAGACUUCAUUCGCAAACCCAUCGCUUUAACCAUCCAGGAGGGUAAAUUGGCCCUUUUCAAAGCGGUCAUAUGUGGUGAUCCGAAACCUGAGCUCACUUGGAGAAGAGCCAAGGGUGAACUCUCUGACGAAGGCAAAUUUGAGCAGAAGUAUGAUGAGACCACUGGAGAGUAUUCAUUAGUGAUUCCCAAGGUAACUGGAGCUGAGGCCGAUACCUACAAAUGUUAUGCUCACAAUGAAUAUGGGAAAGCAGUUUGCACAGCUACACUCAAUGUCAUUGAAGUUGGGUUCAAGAAAAACAAGGUUGUUUUGGAAGACAUAGAAGUUGAUCCUGCUGAGUUCAGAAAGAUGCUCAGAAAGAGGAAAGGAAAGGAGAAGGAAGAACAGAAGAGGGACGCAGGAGAAGUUGAUGAAAAGUUCUGGGAGAUCCUUAUGAGUGCAGACAAGAAGGACUAUGAACGUAUUUGUGCUGAGUUUGGCGUCACCAAUUUCCGCUGGAUGUUGAAGAAACUCAAUGAGAUAAAGAAGGAAAGAGAGGAGGAGCAAAAGAUGUAUGUUGAGGCUAUAUCUAACCUGAAACACAUUGAGGUGAAAGCAAACGGCUCUGCAUCAUUUCAACUUGACCUGGAGCUCAAAGACCCUGCCAGUAGGAUUUUCCUCUACAAGGACGGUGUCAUGAUCCCGUACACGGACAACAAUGAUGAUACAGAGAUUAAACACAGCCUGAAGAGAGUUGGAAAGACUCUGGUGUUUUCUGUCAAAGACCUGCUACCUGAGGAUGCUGGCCUCUACCAGGUGGAUGUGGAGGAGGUCAACAUGUUCUCUACUGAUUUUAAGAUUCCUAUGGUGGACUUCAUCGUGAAACUCCAGGAGGUGAAGGCCAAAGAGCGCGAGGAUGCCCUCUUUGAGUGUGUCCUCUCUCACCCCUUUGGCAGAAUUCAAUGGCUGGGCAAAAACGUGGCCCUGGAGGAUGGGAACAAGUACUCAAUCACUAUGUCAGAUGACAAACUUAUCCACAGGCUGCUGGUGAAAGACUGCAUGCAGCUGGACAAGGGCAUCUACUGCGCUAUAGCAGGCAUUAAAACCUGCAGUGCCUGGCUGAUCGUGGAGGCUGAUUCCGACCCUGCUAAUAAGGGCAAGAAGGUGGCCAGGAAGACAACGCAGGCUGGAGGCGCCGGGGUGGACCUGGAGAAGCUAGCCCAGGAGCAGCAGGAGAAGCUGGUGAGGGACAGGGAGGAAGCGGAGAGGCUGAGGGCCGAGGCAGCCCAGGCCGUCGCCGAAGCAGCUGACGGAGCAGAUGGCAAGGGCCAAGGCUCUGGGGUAGGUGACGGGUCUGGGAAAGAUGGGUCCGGAAAAGACGGGUCUGGAAAAGAUGGUUCUGGAAAAGAUGGCUCCGGAAAAGACGGGUCUGGAAAAGAUGGGUCCGGAAAAGACGGGUCUGGAAAAGAUGGGUCCGGAAAAGACGGUUCUGGGAAAGAUGGUUCUGGAAAAGAUGGCUCCGGACAUGGCACUGAUGUGGAUGGGUCCAAACUGAAGGGGAAGGGUAACAGUGACGGAUCUGGAAAGAGAGGCGCCAAUGAUGGCAGUGGGCUGAGCAAAGGAAAAGACGAUGGAAAAGAUUCAAAUGACAACCUAAACAAAGAUUCACUCAAUGAUGGCAUUGACCCAAAUGCACAAUCAGGGCAAAUCAAUGAAGAGGGAAAAGAUGGCAAGAGAGCCAAGAGAAAUAAGGUGCAACUUGGUCCAGACAAGGUUACUGAAGGAUCAGCAGGAGAUGCUGGAGGUUACGUCGAUGACGGAGUUGAAGUUUGGAACCAGAAAGGGACACUGGAGGGAGGCCUCACAGAUUUAGAUUCUCAAGGUGGUCAGUCUAAAAGAGACGGAGCUGAAUUGCAGGACAGCACUGCGGAUGCACGGGCUGCGCGGCGCCGUGCAAGACAAGGUUCUCUGAUGCCUGAGACGGUCAUUGAUCCUGGGGUUCAGUUUGUCAGUGGUCUAUCAGAUGUGACCGCCCUCUUGGGCCAGCCAGCGGAACUGACGUGUAAACUCAGCAGUGAGCAGAGUGAGGGGGCCUGGUACAAAGAUGGGAAGAAGCUAUCUGCAGAUGGAGAAGAUGGAGUAAUCCUGUCUAAAGAUGGGCCCAGCCAUAAGUUAUUGAUUAGCAAGUGUGAAGAGGAACACUCAGGAAGGUACCGCUUUGAGGCCGAAGGUCGGAAAUCGGAGGCUACAUUAUAUUUAAAAGAUCCACCAAGAUUCAACUCUGAUGAUUUGGGCAAAUUCUCUGAGCCUGUGAUUGUACGAGUAGGACAAAAUGCAGUCUUUAAGUUGCCUUUUGAGGGCCGUGAUCCAAUGAAGAUUCAGUGGUACAGGGAGGGCGAGGAGCUUCUGGACGACACCAAUGUAAAAAUCGAGAAGUCAUUGACCCAGAGCAGGCUCCUCCUCAGCAGGUGCCAGCGCAAAGAGUCCGGAGAAAUCAAGUUCCGACUGAGGAACGAGUUUGGCACAACAGAAGCCUUUUCAAAGCUAAUUGUCCUUGAUAAACCAGGACCACCCCAGGGCCCAGUGGAAAUUGUGGAAGCCUCCUCCCAAUGCAUCGAGAUCAAGUGGAGACCACCGAAAGAUGAUGGUGGCUCGCCCGUGAAGAACUACAUGGUGGAUCGCCAGCAGAUUGGUCGUAACACAUGGACCAAAAUCGGAGAGAUUCCCGGCGUUUCCACCUACAAGGAUACCAAUGUGGACCACGGAAGGAAGUACUGCUACCGGAUCCGGGCAAUCACCGAGGAGGGAAUAAGCGAGAUGAUGGAGACAGACGACAUCAUGGCAGGCACUUUGGCAUUCCCAGGGCAGCCGGCUGCACCAAAAGUGGCAAGCGCCUUCAAGGACUGCAUCAACUUGACUUGGACUGCCCCUGGUGAUACGGGAGGCUCCCGUAUCGUGGGCUACAACCUGGAGAAACGCAAGAAGGGCAGCAACGUCUGGAGUGCAGUAAACCCAGCAGGGGAACUCAUACCAGAAAAGAAGUAUGCUGUUAAAGAUGUCAUUGCUGGAAUGGAGUAUGAGUUCCGUGUGACAGCUAUCAAUGUCUCUGGUCCUAGUGAACCCAGUCCACCAUCGGAGUUUGGGAUUGCACGAGACCCUAAAAAGCCCCCAGGCAAAGUGAUUGACCUGAGAGUGACUGAAACGACAUACAUCACUGUUUCAAUCACCUGGACUAAGCCCGACGAACAGCCGGGGGUCAUGGACGAGGCUAAGGGCUACUUUGUGGAGGUCAGGCCAGCAGAGAGCCUGGAUUGGCAGAGGAGCAACCCCACACCCAUCAUUCUGACCUCCUACACCAUUAAAGGUCUGAAGGCCAUGGCUAUGUACUGGGUGAGGGUCAUUGCAAUGAAUGAGGGUGGAGAUGGUGUGCCCACUGACCUGGACAACUAUGUUUUGGCCAUACCUCCCCCUGUUCGGCCAAAGUUCACUAGUCGCAACAUGCAGAGUUUUAUGGUUGUGUGCGCAGGGAACACAGUACGGCUCAAUUUAGCCUUUGAAGCAUCCCCUUGGCCAGACGUGGACUGGCUGAAAGAUGGCGUUCCUGUCACCAAACGUGCAACCAUCAGCAACUCAGAUGGUGGAUCUCAGCUCCUGAUUCCGUCCUCUGAGCGCACCGACACAGGCAUCUACACCAUAGUGGUCAAGAACAUGGUGGGCCAGGAGACCUUCAGUAUUGAGGUCAGAGUAACAGAUGAGCCAAAGCCACCAGGCCCUAUCGAGCUGGAGGAGAAUGUGCCGGGCACGGUGACUGUGGUCUGGGAGCCGUCCCCGGACGAGAAGAGGGACGACCGGCUGCACUACAUGGUGUCCCAGCGUGACUCCACCAAGCGGACCUGGCACACAGUCGCAGACAGGCUCUUCAAUAACAAGUUCACCGCCUGCAAUAUCAUGCAGGGGCGUGAAUACCACUUCCGUGUCUAUGCCAAGAACGACAUGGGCUUGUCUUCCCCCUCCGAAUCGCCCACAUGGGGUACAACUAAGCAGAAAGGCAAAUUUGUAGUCAACAUGCCUGACUACAAAACCUGCAAUUUCCAGUGCGCACCAGCCUUCCUGGUGCCCCUGAAGGUCCGUACGGCGCCCAAGGGCUAUGAAUGCUACAUGAGCUGUGCUGUGAAGGGCAACCCACUGCCCCGCAUCACCUGGUACCAUAACAACGUCAGCCUCAACACCAACACCAACUACCUGAUCUCCAACAUCUGUGGCGUCUGCUCGAUCCUCAUCCUCAGGGUGGGGCCCAGGGAUGAGGGAGAGUACACCAUUACGGUUGAGAACCCACUGGGCCGGGCUGAGAGCUCCAUCAAGCUCAAUAUUCGAGAAUGAGAUGGCAUGGAGUUCACACAUCUUUUUAUCAUGAUUUCUUCCAUCAUGUCAACAUUCUGGAUGGGAGCAUUGUUGUGCUACUACUGACUGCUCCCAUCGACCCUUCACACAACUAUUGGCAUGUUUAUUUGAUCCAAUUGGAGGACAUGUACAUAUCUAAUGCUAUACUGCCUUUUCUUCUUUUCUGUUUAGGUAGACAAACCUCAUAUAAUUUUGCUUUUGCUUGACUCAUUUAUUGAGUUCAGAUUUAGUGUGAGAAUAUUAUUUGCUUUAUAUAUUGAAAGGAAACAUAAAUGUCUGUUGUGAGAAUGAAUGAAAUGAAAGCUACUGGGUUAUUUAUAAAGACAUCAAAAUGACAAAAUAUGACAGUCUAUGGUACACUAAGUUGAAACAGUGAAUGAAUACAGAAAGAGGCAGAAAUGACAUGAAUGUGGUACAGAGGUGCAAGUAUUACACUGCUUCAGAAGACCGUCGGGUCUUUAUAAUUGAGGACAGAGUAGGCCUAGACUACUCUGUAAUUAAAAAAACUGUUGCUUGUUUUCAGCUGUAGAUGGAGGUGUAUUUAAAGUAAGUGGUUUAGUGAGAAGCCUGGGUAGGUUAACUAAGAGGAAGUGCACAAAUUCCUAAUAAGAGAGCCUUGUGGCUUCAUUUGCCUUGUAAAUCAAAGCCUGAAGGCUCUUCUUGUAGGAGAUUUACAGUUAUCCUACUAUUAGUGAACUACCCAGUCACUAAACCACAUACUUGAAAUAUCAUCCUGAUGACUUGGUGGUUGAGUGUUUAAUAUGGCACACCUCUUACCAGGUUGUAUGAGUGCAGUGGGUGUUUUUGAAAAUGUCACAUGACCUUAUGCAAUCCAAUCAAUUGUGUUUUGCAAUAAAGUUGAACCUGCAUUUUAA